UUAGUAAUGUUUUAUUUAAUAUCAUCAUGUUAGGUUUCCCAUUUAAACGAUUGCUUUUUGUUAAUCUGACAGGUUAAAUGUAUUUUCAUAACAUGUUUCAAUUAAGUAGGCCAAAAACAAUAUUUAACACAGGAAAAUUACAGUAAUUCAACACAGUUCUUUACAACCACUUUACUUAAUUUAUUUGAGUUGAGAGUAUAUAAAUGAUUUUAUUUGUGCUACUAAGGAUUUUUCGUUGCAAUUAUCAAAUUGGUAGACUUGUUUAUGUUCAAUGCUCUUUAAUAUUUAUAUUGAAAACGGUUUCUGGUAUGUUAGUGUUUUGGGGGUUACUAUUGGCAAGGGCUGAGGAUUCGUUAAACAUAACUUAAAAUUAUUUAAAAUGAUUUGUGCAUGCCAUGGAUGUAACAAAACUUGUUUGGCAUAGCCAGAAGAGUUUUUUUUAUGAUUGUACCCUUUAUAUUUUGGAUAAAUUACACUUCUUGGCAAUAAUUGUAAAGAACACCAAGUUGGAAAGAAGAUGUUGAAUGUAAUUACCGAAUAAACUCAUCAAUGAAACUGGAUUAUGAACCUUAUGCAUAGCGUAGCCUAUAACAAACAAGAAGUAUAGAAAACAUCCAGGCUCUGUUGAAAAGUAGUACUUUUAAAGAGGGUAUAUUAUUUUACAAACAAUUAUAAAAUCCUUUUUCACUGACUUUACAAUAAUCAAAAACACUCUUCUAUAUUAAUAUAUAUUCUAUUUCAACUUAAGAAGAGACCAAGGCCAUAUCGAUAUGCUAAAUUUACUGGAAACUGAACACCAAAAUUAACACGUGACUGCAACACAAUAGAACUGUGAGGUUUAAAAAUAAAAAUCAAAUGUUUAUUCCCUAAAGUGAAAUAUAAUAUUAUAGCUAAUACUAUAGUUAACUAUAGGUAACAAAGCUUGAGAUUGUUAUUUCUGGAUACAAAUCAACUAAAUAUCUAUUUUUCAAUUUUUCUGUUUCAUGUUUUUUUCAACAAGUUCUUUUAUUUUCUCAAGUGUAGCUUUUGCAUUCUCAUAGUUAGCCUUCGCUGACUUGUACAUGGCGUCACACACUGAAUCAGCGUCUUCUGCUGCUUUCCAUCCGGUGAUUCCUCCUCCAACAGCUCCUGCAACAGCUGCAGCUCCGAGAACUCCUGUGAUCACAGCUGUGCUAACCCCUACGCCUCCAGCUGCUGCUCCUGCUUCUGCAGUGCCUCCUGCAACCGCUGCGCCCAUCUCCGCUGCCACUGCUCCACCAGCCGCUGCUCCACCAGCCGCUGCUCCACCAGCCGCUGCUCCACCAGCCACUGCUCCACCAGCCGCUGCUCCACCAGCCACUGCUCCACCAGCCGCUGCUCCACCAGCCACUGCUCCACCAGCCGCUGCUCCACCAGCCGCUGCUCCACCAGCCACUGCUCCACCAGCCGCUGCUCCACCAGCCACUGCUCCACCAGCCACUGCUCCACCAGCCGCUGCUCCACCAGCCACUGCUCCACCAGCCGCUGCUCCACCAGCCACUGCUCCACCAGCCACUGCUCCACCAGCCGCUGCUCCACCAGCCGCUGCUCCACCAGCCGCUGCUCCUACUACUUUGACUACCAUGGAUUUGCAAAAUGUUUUGGUCCUUUCAGAAUUGAAAGUACUAGAACAACUGCUCCCAGAAGAGCACCGAUCAAAACUCCUGUUGAUGCUCCUACUACUUGCUUCAUGAUUUGUUCAUGAACAGUUUUCUUUGCUUCUUCUCGAUUGCCUCCGUUUAUUUUCAUCACCUCUUGAAUUUUUUCUUGACUGUAUGAAGGAGCUUAUUGCUGUAGCGUCCAUUUUCUUCCACCAUCUUGUCUAUGGUCUCCAGCAGACUUUUCACCUGAACUCGGUUGCUCUUGUCUCCUGAACAGUUUUUCCAGUGUUUAUUGUCGAUGACGUGACAGCGAC
Molecule: messenger RNA, 1933 nt
Organism: Puntigrus tetrazona (Sumatra barb)
Lineage: Eukaryota; Metazoa; Chordata; Actinopteri; Cypriniformes; Cyprinidae
Product: vegetative cell wall protein gp1-like
Exons: 1
Coding region: 1062-1712 (216 amino acids)
Source: RefSeq, a predicted model, not a curated record